AUGCGGGGCGGGGAGGGGGACGGGGGGGAAGGAGGAAGGGGGACGGGGGGGGGAAGCAGGGAAGGGGACGGGUGGAGCAGGGAAGGGGACGGGGGGAAGCAGGAAGGGGAAUGGGGGAAGCAGGGAAGGGAAGGGGAACAGGAAGGGGUUGUGGGAAAGCAGGUGAAGGGGAUGGGGGGAGGCAGGGGAGGGGACGGGGGAAGGAGGGAAGGGGCAGUAGGGGAUGGGGGGAAGCAGGGAAGGGGAUGGGGGAAGGAGGAAGGGGAAUGGGGGAGCAGGGAAGGGGAUGAAGGGGAACAGGGAAGGGGUUGUGGGGAAGCAGGGAAGGGGAUGGGGGGAGGCAGGGGAGGGGACGGGGGGAGGAGGGAGGGGACAAGCAGGGAAGGGGAAGGGGGAAGCAGGAAGGGGAUGGGGGGGAAGCAGGAAGGGAAUGGGGAAGCAGGGAAGGGGAGAAGGGGAACAGGGAAGGGGUUGUGGGGAAGCAGGGAAGGGGAUGGGGGGAGGCAGGGGAGGGGACGGGGGGAAGGAGGGAAGGGGACAAGCAGGAAGGGGAAGGGGGGAAGCAGGGAAGGGGAUGGGGGGAAGCAGGGAAGGGGAAUGGGGGAAGCAGGGAAGGGGAUGAAGGGGAACAGGGAAGGGGUUGUGGGGAAGCAGGGAAGGGGAUGGGGGGAGGCAGGGGAGGGGACGCGGGGAAGGAGGGAAGGGGACGGGGGGAAGCAGGCAAGGAAGGGGGAGACAGGGAAGGGGAUGGGGGAGGCAGGGAAAGGGAUGGGGGGGAGCGGAAGGCGGAGGAGCGGAACAGAGAGGGGAGAGAGCAAGGAGAGGUGUAACGCAUGA
Molecule: messenger RNA, 837 nt
Organism: Closterium sp. Yama58-4
Lineage: Eukaryota; Viridiplantae; Streptophyta; Zygnematophyceae; Desmidiales; Closteriaceae
Source: the annotation of a GenBank genome assembly